UAUAAAGAACAUUUCAACUGCUCUCCCAUUCUUCUGUGAUCAACAAGUGAUUGAAUACAUGAUAUUUUCUGUGAAUACAAGACCGGUAUUCUCCGUGGUUUGCUGUAUUCAAUGCAAAAAUGACAGAUGAAUCAGCAUGUGGCUCCUGUUUUGUGUGCCAGCGGAUUCUAGGAGAAAGUCGCAGUGUGAAAGGAAGUGCUCGUCUCAGACACUCAAACAAAUUAGUGAAUGAAGCCAUCUCUGAUAUUGUGAACGAAACAGUUUCAGCUCCCAAAUUGUGCUUUAGAUGUUAUAGAUUAGUCUUAGGUAUUGAUUAUCAUCAACAUGAAUUUCAUAGAUUAAUGCAGUCUUUCAUUAAAAUAUUUAAUGAAAAGAAUAAGGCUGUGGGAAGUGUUAAUGCAAAGAAGUCCAUGAUAGUAGGUAACAAAUCACCUUUGUUGUGUUCUGAAAUAAUACAGGCUGGAGCAAAAUCAGAAGAUUCAUGUAAAGAUGUUAGCAUUGUUUUGAGCAAUGAUAAUGACGAAGUUAAGAUCAUAGAUCCUGUCUUGGAGUCAGUUCAAUUAGAAUUUUUAGAGUAUGACUCAAGAGAAGUAGUACCCUACAUUCAUUCAGCUAUAGGAAAUCAUGAUGAAACUAUGAGAGAAGAGAGUGAAAGAGAGUAUGGAGAAGGAAAAUAUAAUACCCCGAGCUUUAGUAGCAGUGAAAGAGAUUUCAAGAGAAGUCAGUUGGAUGAAGUGGAUUUGGCUGGGAUAUUAACACAGUCAAGAAGAAGAUUGAAAGUGCCCAAAAAAUAUGAAGAUUAUGAGUAUUACCCAGAAAAUUACAGCCAACAAAAGAAUGAACCAGAAGUGAAGGAACAGCAAGAGGAAUCAUGUGAUGGUAGUCCUCCCUUCAAGUGUAGUCUUUGCCAGAAUUUCUUCAGCACUAAGAAAUCUUAUAGCUGCCAUGAAUGCUUCAAAAAAGAGAAAGAAGAUAUUACAUACAGAUGCAAAGGUUGCCAAGAGAUAUUUUCAGUCAGGCGGGAUUACAUCAAACAUAUUGACUUGUGCUACAAAAAUGUUCCCGUCGAGUGUCAUCUAUGUUUGAGCAAACUACAAAGUGCAGCUUAUCUUCCAAGACACAUCGAGUCAUUUCAUAAAGGAUCUCCUGUCAAUAAGAAGGUUUGUCGGAAUACUCUUUGUGAGCACUGUGGGAGGGGUUUCAGCAGAAAGGAGGCAUUGGAACGGCACCAAGCACAAGCCCAUGGCCUGGCUCAUGGGACUCACCAAUGCCCUCAGUGUGGUCGUACUUUCCUCCACACAUCCCUUCUAGCAGAGCACAUGAGAGCACAUAAAGGAUACACCUGUGCUAUCUGUAGUAAGAUCUUCAGUUGUAUGUCAAACCUCAAAUUACACAAGAAGGCACACCAUCAGAAAGUUACCUCAUAUAAGUGUUCAGGUUGUAAUAAAUCCUGGAAGUUUCAUGCAAGUUACACAUAUCAUAUGCGUAAGGUUCACGGGUCAAUACUUCUAAAGUGCUCAGCGUGCAAAGAGCGCUUUUCAACCCAAGCUGAACUGGAGCAUCAUAAAGAAACGUGCAAGUGUAGGCCUAGUCAAGGAAGCACAAAGGAAGAUUCUGGCAGUGAAGAAAAAAAUGUUAGGAAGGAGACUGAAUCAGGUUCAGCACACCGUUCAUCAAAGCUUUCACCUAAUGAAACUCUUGGAAAGAGGGUUCAAGGAGCCAAAUCUGUAGACUCAGACACUGGUUCUUCCUCAGUCUGCACUAAACAGAAAGUAAGCCAUGGAACAGCAAAAAAAUAUGAUGCAGGAGGAGUCAAAAAUAGGCACAGCUAUUCACAAUCUCAAAACACUCUGAACCUAAAUGUACAACCUGGGAAAGAGACACAUGCUGUGAUGGAAACGAGAAAUCUCACUGUUGCAGUAAAUGAUGUUCCUAAUAAACCUAAAGAUGAAUUAUUGCUAGUGCCACAAUUGCCGCAGGGAGAACAGGUUAUAUACGAAGUUGGGGAACAAGAAUCUAUUGAGCCACCAUCAGAUAAUAUUAUUGUGGAAACACUUGAUGAUCUAACAAAUGAUUGCCAUUAUGUCAUUCUUGUAGAUGAAAUGGAUUAAGGUGCUGCAUAUUUUAAGUGAUAUUCUGCCUUUAUAAUGUCUUCCAUAAAGACAUUUAUCCUGAAUGAAACACACUAUGCAUACAUCUUUUUACCAUCUUUCUACUGAAAUGUAACAUUGAUAUAUAAAUACAUUUAUGUAAUAUAGUGCCCUUCAGAGUUAAAGAAUCAGUUGUCCUUGAUAUUACUUUCCAUUUUGUAUUAGGAUUGUUAUGUUGCUUUUGUUGCAGUUUUUACAUGAUUGGUAAUCUUCUCAUUAAAUCUUUUUAGCAGUAUGUGUCACAAAUAACUUUGGUAAGGUAGUUUUUGUUCAUGAGUUCUUCAAGAAUUACAAUCAGAAUCAGACAAAUGGAAUUUUCUAUUAACAGUUACAGAUUUACAUUUUUUGAUACUGGCCUCUAAAUAUUUUUGUUGCAUAUAUAUUUUAAGCUAUGUUUAUCAUGCUCACAUUAUAAAUUUAUUAGUUUUUUUUAAAUGAUAUUUCAUCUGUUAAGAACAAAAUAUAGUACUUACCAUAUCUAGAUAUACAUAUGCUCAGGUCAUUUUGCUUGCUUUGAAUUCAAUUUUCAGUGUUUUGCAAAUAUACAUAUUCCAUAAGAAAUUGUUUGAAGAAGUUGACCAGCGCUGUUUCUUAUAAGAGUAUUUUUUCUUUCUUUUCCUUUUGUAAGCACCUAGGGUUCAACUUUGCUUUUGAGUAAGCAAAGUUCAUGUUAUUAUUCAAGAUGCCCCUAUCAUCACUUUCAGGCAAUAAAAAAAAAUUAUUACAGUUGGCAAGCCACAGUUUCCCAGGGAGGUGAAAAUUGGUAUUUUGCAUGUGAUUAUUUUGGGACAAUAAGUGCCAUAAUCAAAUUGGUCAUUAGUAAUGUAUCAUUCUGUGAAAUAUGUGUUCAGAUAUUUGAAAAUCAUGACAUUUUAGGUGCAUUACUGUUAAAUGCUGCUAUUUAUAUUCUAGGAGAGUUUGUUUUAAUUGCAGGCUCAGAUAUUCUUUGAUAAUGUUUAUAUAUAUUAUGUAUUUAGUUUUUCAGAAUUUUGGUAUAUAUAAUAGUUCUUGUUUGUUAACACUAGAUAAGAUUUAAUGCUUUAAAUAUAUGUAAGCAUUUUUUUCUGGCAAAAAUUGGCAGCAUCCACGACAAAUCUUUGGGGAUUUAGUCCUUUGAUCUGCAUUUGGUUACCUUAACUAAAUUAGCAAGUUGCAACAUACUCAGAAUAAUUGCUUUUAGUUUGAACUGAAAGUGUCACUAAAGGAUAGAGAAAUAGUGAGUGAUUCUAUCAGGUUUUGAUACAGCUGCAUUUUGAGGUUAUUUGAAAAUUAAUACUUGUAUUUUUUUAAACAAGUUAGUUUCAGUAAAGCAGCUAGCUAAGGAGUGUGUAAUCUGUUAAGUAGAUAUUAUAUAACUUUAAGUGCUCCAUUCAUUUCUUGUUUGCUUUAUGAGCAACAUCAAACGAUUAUGAGUAUGUAUACUCACAAGGUUCCUUCACUUAAGCUAACAGGGUUGUAAUCUGUGCCAAAAAAGUAGCUUAAUUUGUUUUAUAGAUGUAUUUGUUAAGUAAAGUGUGUUCAGUCUGGAUAUAUAGGCGGCGAUGCCAUGUUUCAUUAGUGCCACAGACAAACAUGUUUUGCACCUCAUGCCAUCACUUGAUGUCUAACCUGAUAACAUUUCAUGAUAACAAAACAUUAAUCCAGUGCCACUGGAAAAAGGUAGUAUUCACUGCAGUAUUGUUUUGUGAAGUGUCUCUGCAUGUAGCUGGCUUCACAACUGCUUAGUAGUCUGGUAGUCAACCUUGUGACCUCACUUGAUUUCACUCUUCAUCAUUAUUGAUGCUGUUAUUAUUAUUAUUAUUAUUAUUAUUAUUAUUAUUAUUAUUAUUAUUAUUAUUAUUAUUACACAAGAUUACAUUAAAUUAAAGUUACAUUGUAAUUAAUAUAAUGUUAUUGAUAUAAGAUAAAAGAACACAUUUCCAAAAAUGAAGGAAGAGGGUAAACAGGUGAGAUAAUACUAGUAUUUGGCUUAUUGGCAAGCCAUCUAUGUGAACAGACAAUUAAUAAACUAAACACACAGUGGUCAUGAUAUGUUUAUAGGACUUCAGAUUAAGGCCUUUAAUUCUGCAGUUAUUUUGCAUUACAAGUAUUCAUUUAUGUGAUUGUGAAUGAGCCUGAGACAAAAGAUUGUUAUGGUUAGCAUACAUUAUCAAUAGUAGAACCAAGGUAUUUUUUUUUUUAAUAGAAAGAAUUUGUAAUAGUAUAGGCUUCAUUCACUCCCUGAUUCACCAUCAUCAUCAUCGUUGGAGAGCUAAUGAUGGCGGGGGCGUGUAGCUGUAUCCACCUUUCAUUUCCACCUAUGAGGGUCUCUCAUGGCAAGUUGCCAGGCAGGGGCCUGGCCCAUCUGUAACUCAUCACAACAGGUUUGAUUGAUCUGCUCAAGCCAUGACUUCCUAGGUCAUCCCACAGGCCUCCUCACCCAGGGUUGUCUCGAACAGAGACAACCUGGUGGACAGGAUCAUCCCUUGGGAAAUGAGCCAGGUGGCCAUAUAACCUGAGUUGGCGAUUGCAGAUUGUGCAAGUAACAGGUCCUGUACCAGUCUCUUGGUGCAACAGUUGGUUGAACACAUGGUCCCGCCAACUGUACCCAAUGAUACAGUGCCAAAACCUGUUACAAAAGACAUCAAGACAAGAUUCCAAAACACAAGAUAGCAUGCAGGUUUCACUGCGUAUAGUAAAACUGGCAGUCUCAGGGCCUUGAAGACAUAUAGCUUGGUCCUUCUGCAGAGGUACUGGCAUCUCCAAAUACUUUUGUUGAGAGAUUUCAUGACCCCCACUGCCAGCCAAUCCAUCUACUGACUUACUGGCCUGACAGCCCAGAGUCAUGAACUGCACAUACCGAGGUAUAUAAAGCUCUCUGUGACCUCGAUGUUCUCACUGCAAGCCCAUACAGACUAAACAGGAUCUCCUAACAGCCCUCAAAGUCUGAGAUCUUGGUCUUGGUCCAGGAGACCUCUAGCCCCAGGGGGUUUGCUUCAUUGCUAAACACAUCAAGAGCUGCCACUAGGGUUUCCAAAGACUCAGAAAGAAUAGCAACAUCAUUAGCGAAGUGUGUAACCUUGAUAUUGCCCAAAGUUGCUUCACACUGACUUUGGACAGUAGCUCUACCCAAUAUCCAGUCCAUGCAAGUGUUGAAAAGUGUUGGUGCAAGAACACAGCCUUGCCUCACUCCUGAACUAACCGGAAAGAAGCUCGACAGGCCAUCACCACACUUUACAGCACUUUUAGUACCAGUGUACAGGCUUGCCACUAAUCCAAUAAUCCUUGUUGGAAUUUCUUUCAGGCUCAGGAUCUCCCAGAGUGAUUCGUGAUGCACUUUAUCAAAUGCUUUCUUGAGGUUGAUGUAAGCUGCAAGCAGCCUAUGCCUGAACUCAUGUCAGUGCUCUACAAUGACUCAAAGCACCAGGAUACAGUCUAUUGCGGAUUUACCGGGAGUGAUUCCAGAUUGCUCCAGCCUCUGGUGCCUCAGCAGGUGGUUUCUGAUACGUCUCAGAAGGAUGUGAGUGAGAACCUUGCCGGUAAUACCUUGGUGAUUGGUACAGUCCCACCAAUCCCCUUUCCCCUUCCAGAGAGGGAUGACCACACCCAUCAGCAGGUCAGGGGGAAUGGUACCAGUCUUCCAGAUGGCAAACAGAACAGCAUGCAAGUCCCUUUGCCAUAGGUUCUCCACCAGCCUUUAACAGUUCUGCUGGGAUGCCACAGAUACCCGCUCUUUACCACUCUUCAGUUUGGAGAUCACCCCCCCCCCCCCCCUGACUUCGGUCUGGGAGGGUGUAUCCUCACUGAUGGGUGGGUCUGGCAAAGAAAUCUCGACACUACCUGCAUCAAAAUUAAUUGUUGGUGGAUCAACCUGGUACAACUGCUCAAAAUACUCAGCCCAUCGCACCUGCACCCCAACAGAAUCUGAGAUUAUCUGGCCACUUGCUGAGUGAGGAGGGCUUGGAGUUCAGCUUUCUCAGGGCUUGGUAGGUAGGACGAAGGUCAAUGGCUUUCAAACUCCUCUUCAAGAUACCUGAUAAACUGUUCCUUGUCCCUUCUCAGUAGUGACCUAGUCCUGUGCACCAGGGAACAAUGCAAGUCGUGAUCCCCUAAUGAUUACACUAUGGGAAGGAGUAUGGUUACAUAUCCAGAUUGAAUGCACUAUAGAACUUACUGUUACAAGGUAGAAAUUCCCAGUUUUCGAAAGAUUAUGUAUUUUUUCUGGUACAGAGGUGCAAAAUAUUGUUCAGCAGUUGAACAUUCAGAUACUUUUGGCAUAGUGUCUCUUUUGUGAGAAUGGUUGCUGUGACUGAUUUAUAUGAGACGAAAGAUAUAUUAUUACUUUUUGCUACAAUGUGUUGAUAUUAAAUAAAAGAGAAAAUAUCA
Penaeus monodon (black tiger shrimp) is the source of this 6515-nucleotide messenger RNA. Its product is annotated as zinc finger protein 570-like. The coding region runs from base 120 to 2111 and encodes 663 amino acids. The record is from RefSeq and is a predicted model, not a curated record. NCBI's taxonomy places the organism in Eukaryota, Metazoa, Arthropoda, Malacostraca, Decapoda, Penaeidae. Gene Ontology annotation, biological process: regulation of transcription by RNA polymerase II. Gene Ontology annotation, cellular component: nucleus. Gene Ontology annotation, molecular function: DNA-binding transcription factor activity, RNA polymerase II-specific; RNA polymerase II transcription regulatory region sequence-specific DNA binding. The transcript has 6 exons.